This is a messenger RNA of Ipomoea nil (Japanese morning glory), 1159 nucleotides long. RefSeq lists its product as uncharacterized. Lineage: Eukaryota; Viridiplantae; Streptophyta; Magnoliopsida; Solanales; Convolvulaceae. Bases 212 to 931 code for a protein of 239 amino acids. The transcript has 2 exons. Gene Ontology annotation, molecular function: zinc ion binding. The record is from RefSeq and is a predicted model, not a curated record.
UUUGUCUUUAAAUUUGUCAUUUCUGGGUAUAUAUAUAUAAUAAAUGGCGUAGUGUUAGUGGGUCACCUGAUCCAUUACCAAGUUUUCUUAGCCUCAACUCAUCCACAAACACAGUGGUUUUGGUAAAAUUGGUAAAAUUUCUAGCCCUGAACGCCUUUAAAGAUUGAAUCUUCGAGGCUUUGAUGCCUUCUCUUCACUCUGGGUCCUUGAAAUGGCGCGCGUUGAGAUGGGUCAUGUGGUGGAUUUGGAAUGUGGCGAACACCGCCGCCGGCACUCCUCCGGCGAGGAGCAGCCGGAGGAGGAGGAGGGAAGCUUCUGUUUCUCUGACGCCGACGAAGGGUCAUGUUAUUCCCAGUUCUAUUCCACGGCCGAUGGCUCUACCUAUGACGACUGUAGCUUCGCCGGUGCGUCUGAGUCUGAGAUAGCGGAGACUGUGGACUCCCGGCGAGCUUCGUCGGCGGCGGCGGAGUCCGAUUGCUCGGUGGAUUUGGAGAAAGGGGUUGGUGAAACCAAGGUGCAUUUCGGGAAAAUUCAAAGAGAUUGUAGGAUUUGUCAUCUCAGCUUCGACAGCUCCGGGCCUGAAACUGGGGUUUCGAUUCAACUAGGAUGUUCUUGCAAAGGUGAUUUAGCUUCUGCUCAUAAGCAUUGCGCUGAGACUUGGUUCAAAAUCAAAGGAAAUAAGAUCUGUGAAAUUUGCAACUCUAUUGCACGUAACGUUGUUGGUCCAAACGAUACUGAGUCAUCAUUGGAGCUACAAGCAAACGAGAUGAAUGGUGGUGCGGGCACAAAUGCAGCCACGGGAACAUCUUCUUCCUCCACUUCUGAGGCCCGAAGUUGCUGGGGUGGGCAGAAGUUCUUGAACUUCCUCUUAGCUUGUAUGGUAUUCGCGUUCGUCAUCUCAUGGCUCUUCCACUUUAACGCCCCUUCGUAGGCUGGCAGUGAAGUAACGACCUCACGGAGAUGAUCGUGAGCUCGCAAAGGCUUUCAGCGUCGCUUUGUUGAUACGUACCUCUCGAUACAAAUGUAGGUUAGAAAGUAGAAACUCAGCAUUAUUGAAUUGCCAGUUUACUAGUGUACUGCAACUACAUUUCCUUGUGUGGAUAACGCCUUAUAAUUCAAAAAUGAGUAUUUUCUUUGAGAUUAGUUAGUGAUUUACUUC